AUGAAUACUCCCCCAACUUCAGAAAGUGGGCCAUAUUCCACAAACUACACAAGACCCUUUUUUUAUGCACAGUCAACAGCACAACAGCCUUUUCCAAAUCCGUGGUACCUCAGUCAUGCAUACAGUCCGUACUAUGUACCUGCUCCAGGCUUUCGAAGUGGAAAUCCCUAUUUUCCAUUUUAUUCUGUUGCACUCCAUGAGUACCCUGGCUUUUUCGUUCAACAGCAUCCAGUGCAUGCAAGAAUUAACAGAAGGCCUUAUUUUAAUGCUCCCCCACCUUCCCCUAUGUUUUAUCACGCAACAAGAUUUAGGCACUAUGCUGCCCCUGGGAAAAAAAUGGAGACAAAAGAAACACAGACGGAUCCUAGACAGCCUGAAAAUAAGCCAAAAAAGCAUCGAGAUACCCGUAUGGAAACGAAAGGUUGUGAUGCAGGAAAUAUGACCUGUGUUUCUUCUGGUAUAGGUACAGAGACUGAAAGUACUUCAGAGAAACAAGAUUCAUCUGGAUCCUCUGUUGUGGUAGAUAGAGAGUUUAAUACCAAGAGCCCUUCCAGCUCUACACAGUAUAGAAGUCUUCCUACUGGAAGCUAUGCCUUUGAGAAGGAAGAGGUGAGGAUAGAAUAUGGAAAUGGCUCUCCAGCUAUUCAACUGUGGAAGUCCUUUAAAGAAACGAUCCCCUUGUAUGAUGUGGCAAGUGGUAAACCAGUCCCAGAAAACAUAGUGCAGCGUGACAUAUUUGCUGUUAGCUCUUGUGAAGGAAUGAUAUAUGAAGGGGAGAAAGUGGUGCCGGGAGCUUACUUAGAUGAGAGAAAAGCUGUUCUCCCUUCAAAACAGGGUGUUGAAACAGUGCAAGAAAAAGAGGGCCAAAAUACUGAAGCAAAGCUGGAUGCGGAAAAGCAGGAGAAUACAAGUCAGUGGGCAAAAUCCCCCCUAGGUGAAACCAUGGCAGUGAAAAUCACAGAACUGGCAAGAUCUGUUAGUGUAGACCAACCAGCGGUAAGGCAGGAUGUGGCAGUACCAAAGAAAUCUAGCUCUAAAAAAUCUACAGGCUCAAAAACUUCUAAAGAAGAGCCCAGCUUUAGUCAACAAGCAGGACUACUUCCAUCUAGUAUGGAGGUAAUAAGCGAUUUGAGUUUUCAGCAGAAGAAGCUGAAUCUAAGCCACAGUGCAACCAAUGAAAGUCAAACAGAUAAAAGUAUUUGGUGUGACGAAUCAGUUGAGAAGUACGUUCCCUCUAACAGUUGGCUGGCUUGUUUGGACAACGUGGACACGAACUACAACUAUGAUGUUUGCUUGCCACAAAGGAAACGUCAAAGUGUACUCAGUCUUUCCUCUGAUAUGUCCUCUAGAGAGGAAGGAUCGUCGAUUGAUACUCCCCCUGUGUCUUAUUUUGUCCCUGACUAUGUGCUUCAGAAGAGCACGUUUACUUUCCAGGACAGUACAGAGGGCUUGGAGAGAGAGAAGAUUAAAAGUGGUGGGUCCCUUAAUGAAGAUGAAGCGGAAGGAAGGGAGCAGAUGAACAGCUUGAAUGACCAAGGUGUUAAAAAUCCUUCAACCAUGAAGAUUAAAGAGGCUUCCAGUAAAGGUAGGAAGCUGGGAGCCCUUCCUAGAUCUUCUAGUUGGAAAAAAAUCAAUUCUCUCAAGAAAAAAUCAACUAAGUGUUUGUCAGAACUUGAGGACUCUGAAGAAUACUCUGUGAGGGAAGAAGAGGAUGAAGAGGAGGAGGAGGAGGAGGAUAUGGAUGAAACUGAAUAUUUCUUUCAAGAAGCCACUCCAUAUGGAAUCUUGAUGCCUAGUAAAGGAAGUUUCUACCAAGUUGGCCCGAAGGUGCUUUGGAAACCCCCUAAAAAUGCUAUACCGGCUCAAUUAAUUAGCUGGCCUGCUCAUGAGAAAAUAAAAACUAGGAGUGGGCUUGGUGAAGGCCUUGGUGUAGUUUACAAGGCAAAGGAGGAAGAACAGGAUGAGGUUGUAUACAGCGACUAUGGGUAUUAUGGAAGAAAGAGGCCAAUGGCAAGAAGAGGACUUGGACACCAGCGAAUGCUACGGAAAUUCCUGGGAGGGUGCCCACCCGUGGUUAAACCAAAGAAGAAAAGAUUAGGCAAGCCACCUUCAAAACGCAGAGACACAAGAUGCGAGGGGGAGGAAGCGUGGGAGAUGCCUAAAAGCAGUGUACGCAAAGGUACGUGUACCGGCUAG
This is a messenger RNA of Eurypyga helias (sunbittern), 2196 nucleotides long. RefSeq lists its product as uncharacterized. Lineage: Eukaryota; Metazoa; Chordata; Aves; Eurypygiformes; Eurypygidae. The record is from RefSeq and is a predicted model, not a curated record. The transcript has 3 exons. The coding region runs from base 1 to 2196 and encodes 731 amino acids.